GUUGAACGAUGCAUGUCUCAAAGCGCUGCACAAAUUGCCACACAGCUCUUAUUGGUGCAACACACUUGUCUUCUCACUCACACAAGGUCCUCAUGAGCCCUCAGCCACAGCGGACAAAACGGACACACAUGCGACCAUCCACUGCUGCCCUCAUCAGUCCUCCCCUCCCCACCUUCUGAACUGUGCGAGUAGGCCAGUGCGUGCAGCGCUAUACUCAUCGACUCGCGCAAGUGAUAGUCGACAACGAGGGUGUGUUCCCUCCCACUUUCGUCUGCAUCAUGCUGCCUCGGCACUAUCGACACGACGCCCGUCCCACAAUGCACACUGGCGUGCAGGUACGACGGACCGUCCCCACACACGCUACCCCCGUCAAUCAGCUCGUAUGGCGCAACUACCCGUGGCUGGCCAUCGACAGCUUCAACACCAGCAGUGACAGUAGCCGCAGCAUCGUUCGCUGUGUCCUGACUGCCUUCCCACUCACGAAUGCUCUCUGCGGGGCUGACCAGAGGGAACUCGACGCGCACCGAGGAGCCGUCCCAUCCGUCGACUGAGUAGCCGCAGUGGGGCCUGAAGGUCGGCAGGGCAGAGGGGUGUCGCGGGAGCGACACGUCAGUGCCAUAGAUGGGGUCGUCCGCAAUGGGAUGGCCGAGCAGCUGCAGAUGAACACGGAUCUGCACAUGCGACAGAAAAGGGCAAAGAGGGAGAGCAAUCGCCUCCUUGUCUGGUGCAUCUGCUGCUGGGCACCACCCCCACGCACCUGGUGUGUCCUUCCCGUCACCUGCACGCAGUGCACGCCGACACGGCAACACACAUGGAUGGAUGGAUGGACCCAAUACAGCAGGUGCGCUUCAUGUCUUCCUUCUCACCGGUCUGCAUCGGACAAUGCUGUAUCCAUUACCGCCAGGCGACUCAGAAGGGACGUACGCAAGACGGCGAAAGCAUGUCACGGCAGCCUUGCCCUGCAGGCAUACACACAUCAGUCCAGUCCGUGAGACACUUACUUAGUGCCCCAUCAGACAGACCCCAUAUAUACAGCCACUCAUUCACCUCUGGGUGUAUCUCGGCCUCCAGUGGCAUGCCCGGCAGCAGCUGCAGCAGACGGAUGCGAGCACGGACACGAAUCUCGUCCUUCCCGGCGACCCGAGAUAUCUCCUGAAUGAACCAGAAGAGAAACACAAAGGAUGAGUAAGCGCCGAUUCACUCUCAGCGUUCACAUACCGGCUGUGGAUUGUUAUCGGAUGUGUCUGGGCAGGGCCGUUUCAUUCCCACUGAAGGUUCGUCGCGUGCGUUUGUGGCCGUGUCGUCAGCCUCGUGCUGAAAGCGGUCAGCCAAGGGAAACUCACCCACAACCUACACGCCCGAGACAAGCUUCUUUGUCUUGGGGCUUGUUUGGCCGUGCUGAUUGAUGUUGCCUGCUACGUACCUUGGCUAUGUAUAUCUUCUGGAUGCCUGGGGAGUCGCCCUCCUGCUGCAGCUGGGCAGACAGGUGACGCGCACAUGCAACUGGCACACACACCACGCCACCCAUAACAGUGGCCGACCAGCCGACCUUCUCCCACAUUGAAUGCCAGGUCACCCACCGUUUUUGGCGAGUAUGACGAUGCCUGAUGUGACUCUGUCGAGGCGAUUGAUGACGUGCAGGUAGGCCUCCGACACACCAUCCCUCCUCGCUGAACACAUGCGCACACAGAAACACGGCCACAGGAGCACUGCAGGCUUGUGUGUGUGUGCAUGUGGUCCAUUCUGCCCACCCAUCCACCGCUGCAGUAUCUUGAUGAGCGACAUCCGGCUGUACCGGCCUUGUGGGUGGCACCUGCUCAACGACAUGAAGAGAUGAACACAGACAACAACCAUCCAAGUCGGCCAAAGGCAGUCCGUGUGGUCGUCACUCACGGCAUGCCGGGCGGCUUGUAGACCACCAAACGAUCCGCAUCCUCAUGCACAACGCCGAUGCGCUCGCCACUGCCCACGCCCUACUUGAAUAUGGAACGACAUGACAGAAUGAAUGGGCAUCUUCCGGCCAUUGGACUCACCUCGAUAAAGUACAUGUGGUGGUCGAUGACGUCGCCGUUCUUCAGGACCGUGUCAGGGCUGCACCGACGGCCAUUCACCCGCAGUUGACCGUUCCGCAUCGCCCGCUUGUAGUAGGCAGCAUCACGCAUUCGAAACUCGCGGCACAUGACCUCCAACGCACUGCACAUACACACCAGCCAGUGCCAGCAAAGAUGCAUGAGAUCAAGGAUGGGAGGCUCUUGCGUGCUGCCUACUUCUGUUCUCUCCAUCUCAUCUUGACAUUGACAUGGAAUCUCAUAAGAUAAGGCGGCACACAUGCCACACUCUCGCUGCCAUCACUGACCUGCACCCUCACGAAGCCAUCCUCCACCUCAGUGUGGUGUUUUUGCUCCAUCUUCCCCUCCACUAUGUUGAGAAACCAAUCAGGCUAUAGCCGAGGUUAUCCAUCUGCGGGCCGACACAUCAUUUCCUCAACACACUAAGCGG
Messenger RNA from Vitrella brassicaformis, 2499 nucleotides. The record is from the annotation of a GenBank genome assembly. NCBI's taxonomy places the organism in Eukaryota, Vitrellaceae.